Molecule: messenger RNA, 708 nt
Organism: Pteronotus mesoamericanus
Lineage: Eukaryota; Metazoa; Chordata; Mammalia; Chiroptera; Mormoopidae
Gene: RGS9BP
Product: regulator of G protein signaling 9 binding protein
Exons: 1
Coding region: 1-708 (235 amino acids)
Biological process (GO): detection of light stimulus involved in visual perception; G protein-coupled receptor signaling pathway
Cellular component (GO): neuron projection
Source: RefSeq, a predicted model, not a curated record
AUGGCGAGGGAGGAGUGCAAGGCGCUGCUGGACGCGCUCAACAAGGCAACUGCAUGCUACCACCACCUGGUGCUGACCGUCGGUGGCUCGGCAGACUCACUGAACCUGCGUGAGGAGCUGCAGAAGACGCGUCAGAAGGCGCAGGAGCUGGCGGUGGCUACCGGCGCCCCCCUGACGACAGCACUGCGAGACAAGGGCUUGCGCGCCGAGGAGCGUGCCGAGUUCCAGCGCCUCUGGGUGGCCUUCUCCGGCUGCCUGGAACUGCUGGAAGCCGACAUGCGGCGCGCGCUGGCCCUGGGCACCGCGUUCCCACUGCACGCCCCGCGGCGGCCGCUUGUGCGCACGGGUGUGGCAGGCGGUGCGACUGGUGUAGCGGCGCGCGCCCUGAGCCUCCGCAACCCGCCGCGCGAGGCGGAGCGGGACCUCGACGUGGAAGAUCUGCGCGAGCUGGAGCGGGAGAUCCUUCAGGUGGGCAAGAUGAUCCACAACAUGGAGAUGAAGGUCAAUGUGCCCCGCUGGACAGUGGAGGCCCGGCAGGCGGCGGGUGCUGAGCUUAUGUCUAGUGCUGGCGCCUCCACGGCGGGCUUUGUGUCCGUAGAAGAGCGCACAGGGCCCUGCGACCGGAGCAAAGCCCUGGCUGCCACGGUUUUCAGCGCCGUGCUGCUGGCGGCUGUGGCCCUGGUGGUGUGCGUGGCGAAGCUGAGCUGA